CUGGUCUGUGUCCCACACUCCUAUCCUUCUCGCCUUCGACUGCCCAGAGCGCCCAGCGCCCGCGACGCUUCUAGAACACGCGACGCGGGCGAGCGCGCUGGCGGGUGGGCGAGGCAAAACUAAGGAGGCGGGAGGGGCGGCGAUGCGGGGCAGGUGACGCUGCGGCGCGGCGUGGGGGAUGGUGGCGGCGGAGGGUGGGCCCGGCGGGGCCGUCGAGGAGGGCGUCGGGGAGAGCUCGUCCCCGCCGCGCGAGGACGCCGUCCCAGCGCCCGCCGGCUCCGGCGGGAGCGGGGGCAGCGGAGGCGCCCGCGAAAUCUGUGCCCAGGUGCUCGACCGCCUCGUCGCCGACGGCUACGCGGAGGCGUCCGACCCCGAGUUCCGCGACAGGCUCGCCGCCCAUUUCGGCCGGCUCCCGCACAGCUAUCAGCUGGAUAUCAAUGUUGACAAAGCAUCCGAUGUCUUGGUCCACCAGAACGUCUUAGCGGAAGCAAAGGAUCCUGAUAGGCGCCCUGCAUUCUAUGUCCGUUUCUUGAGGAUUGAAGAUAUGGAUUCAGCAUACGACUCCGAUGCAUCUGAAGAAGGGGAUGAUGAUGGUGAUGAUCUCUCUGUAAGGCAGGGCACACCAUAUACUCACAUUCAUGAGAUAGUUUUCUCCACAAUCGAUAAGCCAAAGCUCCUUAGUCAGCUAUCUGCAUUGCUAUCUGACAUUGGAUUGAACAUCAGAGAAGCACAUGUUUUCUCUACCCAUGAUGGCUAUUCUCUUGAUGUUUUUGUUGUUGAUGGCUGGCCUGUUCAGGAUGCUGAUGGUUUGCACAAAGCACUGGAAGCAUCCAUUCUAAGAAAUGAGGGUUCAUGGUCUGGUUCAUCUCAUUCCUCAGCCGCUGAAAGAACACUGCCCUUCCAAGUUAAAGGUGGUGAGUGGGAAAUCGACAAACGACUUCUGAAGAUGGGAGGGAUGGUUGCUUCUGGUUCUUGUGGGGACUUGUAUCACGGGACUUACCUUGGUGAGGAUGUAGCUGUUAAAGUUAUAAGAGCUGAGCAUUUGAAUAAGAAUGUUUGGAACGAGUUUACGCAAGAAGUAUAUAUACUAAGAGAAGUUCAACAUAAAAAUGUUGUGCGAUUCAUUGGUGCAUGCACAAAACCACCCCAAUUUUGCAUAAUUACAGAAUACAUGUCUGGAGGAAGCCUAUAUGACUUUGUGCACAAGCAGCAUAAUGUUCUAAACCUCAGGACUUUAUUAAAGUUUGCAGUUGAUGUAUGCCGAGGGAUGUGCUACUUGCAUGAAAGGGGUAUCAUCCAUAGAGACUUGAAGACUGCAAACCUUCUAAUGGACAAAGAUCAUGUUGUGAAAGUGGCUGAUUUUGGUGUAGCUCGGUUCCAGGAUCAAGGAGGUGUCAUGACAGCUGAAACUGGAACAUACAGAUGGAUGGCACCUGAGGUUAUAAACCAUCAACCCUAUGAUAACAAAGCAGAUGUUUUCAGCUUUGCUAUUGUCAUCUGGGAGCUGAUAACGUCUAAGAUCCCGUAUGAAAGCAUGACCCCUCUCCAAGCGGCUGUAGGUGUGAGACAGGGAUUGCGCCCAGGACUUCCAAAGAAGACGCAUCCAAAGGUAUUGGACUUGAUGCAGAGAUGCUGGGAAGCAGACCCAUCUGCCCGGCCUGCUUUCCCAGACAUUUUAGCCGAACUGGAGGAUCUUUUGGCACAGGUUCAGGGAACACCGGGAAAGACGGCCCAUGCUCCAUCAAAUAACUCGAACACGAAAGAUUAACCCCCAUGCACACAUACCUGACGUUUUUCUGAAUUCAGUGAUCUGCCAUGUUUAGGAUUCGAGUCGCUAAUUACGAGGAAUGUAGCAUAUCGAUUUUUUUCCCUGGAUGGUUUUGCUUGUGUACAUUUGAACAAUCUUCUUGGGGCCUAUUUUUUAUGGUCACCUCAUUGUUCUUACAUAGGGGAAAUUGGCUCGAGCGUUUGGGAGGAUUACGUAUUAUGACAACGGCUGAUAAUUUACCGCCUACAACAUGGGUGGAUAUUUUUCAUGCAU
Zea mays is the source of this 2041-nucleotide messenger RNA. RefSeq names its product putative ACT-domain containing protein kinase family protein. The transcript is spliced from 15 exons. Gene Ontology annotation, molecular function: ATP binding; protein serine/threonine kinase activity. The record is from RefSeq and is marked validated. Gene Ontology annotation, biological process: protein phosphorylation. NCBI's taxonomy places the organism in Eukaryota, Viridiplantae, Streptophyta, Magnoliopsida, Poales, Poaceae. Bases 179 to 1768 code for a protein of 529 amino acids.